This is a messenger RNA of Calliphora vicina (urban bluebottle blowfly), 1014 nucleotides long. RefSeq lists its product as uncharacterized. The transcript has a single exon. Lineage: Eukaryota; Metazoa; Arthropoda; Insecta; Diptera; Calliphoridae. The record is from RefSeq and is a predicted model, not a curated record. Bases 1 to 1014 code for a protein of 337 amino acids.
AUGACAACUAAAGGAUUUAUAUUUGUAUGUUUUUGCUAUUUUAACUUGGCUCAUGCAAGGCCGCAAUAUCAAGAGUAUUUGCAAAGUUUUUGGGAUAAUGCAAGACCGGGUGAGCUGUUAAGGUCCUUGGAUACAAUUAUUUUGUCCACACAACCUGUACAAGAAGAGGGAGAAAUAAAUCACAACAAUUCACCCAAUUAUGGAACAGAAAAUACACCUUUGCAACGAAGAAUUGAUGAGGGAUCGGAAGAGAGCAUAGAGGAGAGAUCUCCCUAUGAUUAUGAUAGAGCCUAUGAAGAAUUUGUAAAUAAAUAUUUUGAAGAUUCUGUAACUGAUGCUCUUUCUGCUAGCGCUAGCGCUGAACAUGCAGAUAACGAACAACACGAAGCAGAAACCUAUAGUGGUGAAGAAGAGGAAUCUAACGAAGCUAGUGAUCCUGCAAGUGAAGCCAGCAAACAAUCGGCAAAAACAGAAAUAUGUAAAAAGAUUGUGCGAGAUCAACAAAAUUGUUUGAUUUGUAAAAACCCUCGAAAUGGCGAAAAAUCUGAGAGUUGUUCAUAUAAUAAAGAAACUAAACCUCAAAGAUAUGCGUUUGAGAAACAAAAAAACUACCGCAAAUAUCGUGCUACUCCGAAAAGUAGUGAAAAUAAAGAUUCCAAGGAACAUGUUUCAUCUGCAAAGACAUCCGCUUCUUUAAAGAAACCGAUUGUACACAAUCCAAAUAAAUCAAACAAUACUUCAUUUUGUACUAUGAACAAAAUAAAGAAUAAAAUUUGCUUUAAUUGUGAAACUAGUAAGGGUGAAAAGGUCACAAAAUGCUAUGCAGAAGAUAUGCCAAUAAAAAGCAACUCAAAUGGUCAAACCAGUGACAAGAAAAAACAUGAAAAAUCUCAUCAAAGAAUCUUUAAAAGAACACUUAUGCAUAGCUAUGAAAAUAAUCCACAUACAGUUGGUUUAAACAACAAUACAAAUGUAUUAGAAAAUCCUUUAAUACAGAAGGAUUUUCUACAUUAA